AUGCAUACAGCCGAUGACAACAACGUGGCACAAUCAAUCGAUAGACGGCAAUCCUCGAAGCGUGAUGCGAUGAACUGGAUCAAAUCUCUGCUUUCGCAGGUAUCACACGGGGGCAGUCCUGUGGCAGCAUGCCACUGGACCCCUAGUAGUCUGAUCGAUGGCCAAGGAGUAUUCGAUGACCUUGCGGUUGUGCUGUUAAACCGACCGAUUCUGUUGGACAAGCACUACUUUACGACCCUCUGGAAUGGUGCCCGAGUACGCAUCGCAGUGGACGGAGGAACGAACCGUUGGGUUGACUUCGUGAAGGAUACCAUCAACGGUGUGCACAAACUUAAACCGCCAGAUCUAGUCACUGGUGAUUUCGAUUCAUGCAAUCAGGAGGCCAUGACUUACGUGAAACAACUUAAAUGCAAGAUAAUAGCCACACCGGAUCAGAACGCAACCGAUUUCACGAAAUCUCUCAAAGUACUUCAAUCGCACGGCCCUGUCGACGGAGAAAUAACGCGCGUGCUGGCACUAUGUGAAUCUUCCGGUCGUCUCGACCAAAUUAUGGCCAACAUCAACACCCUGUUCCUAGCACAAACCAUUCUGCCCGCAGUACCGGUCUUUCUGCGGUCCAGCAACUCACUAUCUUGGCUACUGCACCCGGGCGAACACACGAUCGACAUUCCGCCACGGUUGGUUAGCGACAAAAUUUGGUGCUCACUAGUACCGAUCGGUCACAGCUGUUGCUGUACCACGGAGGGCCUCAAGUGGAACCUGGACCACUGGACGAUGCAGUUUGGCUCGCUCGUCAGCACAUCCAACACGUACUCUAGUGAGCGGGUGAGGGUUGUAAACGAUCAACCCGUCCUGUGGUCGAUGGGCACAACUCCGAAGGAUAUGUGACCGCCCGGUUUCCACAAAACUCCAGCCGCAUCUUGGUGAGAUGUGAGUAAGGUGCUUUGUGCAGACCGUUACACUACCUUCAGACAGUUCGUCAUGUCCACAUAGCGGCCAUUUGCACGUUAAAAAGAAAAUACACGCGGCCCGUUUCAACCGAUUGAUGAAAUGAUCGAGAUAAACGAGGACUUGACGUAGGUGGCGGUGUACCGAGCGUGUGUUCCCGUUAAAUGGGUUCCGAUGUUGUCGGGGAAUGGGUUAAGGAUGUUUUAGUUCUGUG
Messenger RNA from Anopheles cruzii, 1162 nucleotides. RefSeq names its product thiamin pyrophosphokinase 1. NCBI's taxonomy places the organism in Eukaryota, Metazoa, Arthropoda, Insecta, Diptera, Culicidae. Bases 1 to 888 code for a protein of 295 amino acids. The transcript is spliced from 4 exons. Gene Ontology annotation, molecular function: ATP binding; thiamine diphosphokinase activity; thiamine binding. The record is from RefSeq and is a predicted model, not a curated record. Gene Ontology annotation, biological process: thiamine diphosphate biosynthetic process; thiamine metabolic process.